Salarias fasciatus (jewelled blenny) is the source of this 1893-nucleotide messenger RNA. Its product is annotated as zinc finger protein 883-like. The record is from RefSeq and is a predicted model, not a curated record. Lineage: Eukaryota; Metazoa; Chordata; Actinopteri; Blenniiformes; Blenniidae. The transcript has 3 exons. The coding region runs from base 228 to 1796 and encodes 522 amino acids.
AUGCUGCACCCCUUUUCAAAAGAUGUAAGCUGUAAUGGCAAUCGUUCACUAUUAAUUUGGAGGGUGGCGGUAGUGCGCUAGUCAGUCCGCAUCCGCCGUUAAACCCAAAAAGAAGAAGAAGAAGAAGAAGCGUCAACUCAUACAGCAUCAACAACCGCGUAACGGAACUUGUUCAGGUCACCAGGAGUCAUUUCCAUGACUUUUAUGAGGCUGAUUGACUCACCGACAUGUCCAGUCUGGAGGCACUGGAGAGCCAGAUGUGCGCAGCGGUGAGGACCUUGGUGGGAGCGGCGGUGGCGGAGCUAGGCAGACUUCUGGAGCAGCGCUCGGCUAACGCGGCUAACGAAGACGAGGAGAAACAGGGGGCAAAAGCCGCUUUAUGUCGCAGUAUCAACGCGCACAUCAAGAAGCAGUUUGAAUCCUUCCUGGAGGAAUGGAGCAGAAACACAGUGGAGAAAAUCUCACUGAUGUUCAAAGUGUUUGUGUGUGAGGCUGAAGAUGAAGAUGCUCCAGCAGCGCGCACACACCUGGGAGCACCAAUAUUGAAACCACAGGAAGAAACCGAUGGCGUCUCACAUGAGGAGCGUCGCUCUGAACCCGGACUCCCUUUCCCCGAAACGCCCUCCGGUGUCGGCGAGGUCAAGCUCCUCCGGGAGGCUCCGCCCCCUUCAGCCACGACAGCGACCAAGAAGAAGCCGAUCAAGUGUCCGUCCUGCGAGAAGACCUUCCCCCUGAAGUGUCUGAUGGAGAGACACCACCUGUCGCACUCCAAGCCUCACCACUGCUCGGAGUGUGGGAAGCGCUUCUCCGUCCUGCGGGGGCUCCGCGCUCACAUGAGGAAGCACACCGGCGAGAUGCUGCACCGGUGUCCCGACUGCGGGACGGAGUUCGCCUACAAGUCGACGUUCCAGAGACACGCGCGCCGGUGCUCCCUGCAGCGAGCCGGCACCGCCACCUGCUCGCUGUGCGAGGUGAGGUUCCCGGGGUCGCUGGCGCUGCAGAGGCACCGCUGCGGCGCGCUGGACAAGACCUUCGUCUGCUCGCUGUGCCCUUCGACCUUCGAGUGCCGGCGGAGCCUGUCCGAGCACGAGAGCCUGCACGCCGGCGUCAGGGACUUCGUGUGCGAGGUGUGCGGCGAGACGUUCCUGUCGGCGGCGUCGCUGGCCACGCACCGCGUCACCCACAUGCAGACGGAGCAGCGCCGCGAGGCGCCGAAGAGCUUCGCCUGCCGGGUGUGCGGUAAAGGCUGCAGCCACCGCAGCGCGCUCAAGCACCACAUGCUGACGCACAGCGGCGAGCGGCCGUACGUCUGCGAGACCUGCGGGAAGCGCUGCGGCCACGCCAGCGCGCUGCAGAACCACCGGAGGGUCCACACGGGGCGGAGGCCCGGCCAGCGGCCCGUCUGCCACCUGUGCGGGAAGCAGUUCAGGCGCGCCGACCGGCUGAGGAGCCACAUGAGCGUGCACACGGGGGAGAAGCCCCACGCCUGCCACCAGUGCGGGAAGACGUUCAGCUCGCCGGAUUACCUCAGGGCGCACCAGCUGGUUCACUCCGAGAAGAAGCCGUACAGCUGCAGCGUCUGCAGCAAGAGCUUCACUCACAUGUACUCGCUGAAGAUGCACAGCCGGAUCCACACCGGAGAGCGAGCGCAUCGCUGCCUGCUGUGUGGGAAGGACUUCAUCUACAGCAGCUUCCUCAAACGACACCUGAAGACCCACCGGCCCGAGGAGGACCCAGACAGACCGGCACCAGGAGCCGAGACUCAGUGUGACUUUGAUGCAGUGGAAGCCACCUAAACAUGGUGAAUUUUACUGUUGUAGAGUUUAGAGACAUUAGCUUGCGAAACAACUGGUACAUAUUGCAGGAAACAGAAAAUAUUUUAUUGAAAUAAAG